Messenger RNA from Equus caballus (horse), 2288 nucleotides. It is a transcript of the gene LPCAT2, whose product is annotated as lysophosphatidylcholine acyltransferase 2. Gene Ontology annotation, cellular component: endoplasmic reticulum. Gene Ontology annotation, molecular function: calcium ion binding; lysophosphatidic acid acyltransferase activity; 1-acylglycerophosphocholine O-acyltransferase activity. NCBI's taxonomy places the organism in Eukaryota, Metazoa, Chordata, Mammalia, Perissodactyla, Equidae. The record is from RefSeq and is a predicted model, not a curated record.
CGCCUGCGCAGCGGCGCCUCUGCCUGGGUUCCCGGGCAGCUCCCGCUCGCGCCUGCCGCUAGCUCUGCGUUGGUCCAACGCCCGGCUUGGCCAUGAGCAGGUGCGCAGAGGCGGCGGCGGUGGCCGCCACGGUGCCAGGCGCGGGCGUCGGCAACGCGGGGCUGCGGCGGCUCAUGGUGCCCCGCCAGGCGUCCUUCUUCCCGCCGCCCGUGCCCAACCCCUUUGUGCAGCAGACGCGGAUGGGCACGGCCAGGCGCAUCCAGAUUUUCUUUCUUGGAAUUAUCCUGCUUCCAAUUCGUGCCUUAUUGGUUGCAUUAAUUUUAUUACUGGCAUGGCCAUUUGCUGCGAUUUCAACAGCAUGCUGUCCUGAAAAGCUGACCCACCCAGUAACUGGUUGGAGGAGGAAAAUUACCCAACCGGUUUUGAAGUUCCUGGGUCGUGCCUUGUUCUUUUCAAUGGGAUUUAUAGUUACUGUGAAAGGAAAGGUCGCAAAUGCUGUGGAAGCCCCAAUUUUUGUGGUUGCCCCUCACUCAACGUUCUUUGAUGGGAUUGCCUGUGUCAUAGCUGGCUUACCGUCUAUGGUGUCUCGAAAUGAGAAUGCACAGGCCCCUCUGGUUGGCAGACUGUUACGAGCUCUUCAACCAGUGCUGGUGUCCCGUGUUGAUCCAGAUUCUCGAAAGAACACAAUAAAUGAAAUAAUAAGGCGUGCCACUUCAGGAGGGGAAUGGCCCCAGAUGCUAGUUUUCCCAGAAGGUACUUGUACUAAUCGUUCCUGUUUGAUUACUUUUAAACCAGGGGCCUUCAUUCCAGGAGUUCCCGUUCAGCCAAUCCUCCUCAGAUACCCAAACAAGCUGGAUACUGUGACUUGGACGUGGCAAGGAUAUACAUUCAUUCAGCUUUGUAUGCUUACUUUCUGCCAGCCCUUCACAAGGGUGGAAGUUGAGUUUAUGCCAGUUCAAGUACCAAAUGAAGAAGAAAGAAAUGAUCCGGUCCUUUUUGCCGAUAGAGUCCGGAAUUUAAUGGCUCAAGCUCUGGGGAUUCCAGUAACAGACCACACCUACGAGGACUGCCGACUGAUGAUUUCAGCAGGACAGCUCACGUUGCCCAUGGAAGCUGGGCUGGUGGAAUUUACCAAAAUUAGCCGGAAGUUGAAAUUAGAUUGGGAUGGCAUUCGUAAGCAUCUGGAUGAAUAUGCAACCAUUGCAAGUUCCUCAAAAGGAGGAAGAAUCGGAAUAGAAGAAUUUGCAGAAUAUUUGAAGUUGCCUGUGUCAGAUGUCUUGAGACAACUGUUUGCACUCUUUGACAGGAACCAUGAUGGCAGUAUCGACUUCCGAGAAUAUGUGAUUGGCCUGGCUGUCUUGUGCAACCCUGCCAACACAGAAGAGAUCAUCCAGGUGGCAUUUAAGCUCUUUGACGUGGAUGAGGAUGGCCACAUAACGGAGGAGGAGUUCUCCACCAUUCUGCAGGCUUCCCUUGGAGUGCCUGACCUUGAUGUUUCUGGUCUCUUCAAGGAAAUAGCUCAGGGCGAUUCUGUGUCGUACGAGGAAUUUAAAAGUUUUGCCCUAAAGCAUCCAGAAUAUGCUAAGAUAUUUACAACAUACUUAGACCUCCAGACGAGCCAUGUGUUUUCACUGCCAAAAGAAGCUCAGGCAACUCCCUCAUUCACAAGUAAUAAAGUCAGUCCUGAAAAUCGUGAAGAGAGCGCCUCAGACAAGAAGGAUGACUGACAGUACAUUUUCCCAGCAAAGUGAACGCGUGGCUCUUUCUUGAAAUUGCAAAGACAUUUAUUGAUAGUGUUUUAAUUGUGAUUGUUGAGUAGUGACGAUGUUUAAGAUGAAAGCUUUUUUCUUUAUUAAAAAUGAUAGACUUUAUUAUUAAAAUGCUUUUAGUCUCAUGUGUAUAUCAAGUAAUAUUCCUUUUAUAUUAUAUUGUGCUGUCCUGAUUGGUUUACUGGUGAUAAAUAUGUUUGUAUGCAUUUUCCAGUUUAAUUUGCAUAUCCAAAUGAAUGAAAUGGUCUCACUUAGUUAUUGAUCAGCAUUAUCAACACCUAGAGCUUAAAAACUGUAAAACACUUUUUAAUCUACUUCCCUCUAAAGAAAUAAAGUAAUAUUCUGUUAUCUCUAAUCUUUCUCAUUUCUGAAAAUAAGAAUCAAAAGUCUGAGGAAUGUUGCAGGAUUUUAUACCUUUAACUUCAUAGAUGCACUUUUUUCUAUUUACAUCUCAGUUUCUUGGAUCACUGACUAUGGGUGCAUUAGAAGGGAGAGCUCUGUUCAUUACAUGACACUUCU